AAAUCCUGGAUAGAAAAUACUUUCACCAAGAGGGAGUGUGUGUAUAUUAUACCAAGUUCAAAAGACCCCCACAGAUGCCUUCCAGGAUGUCAGAUUUGUCAGCAACUUGUCAGGUGCUGUUGUGGCCGCUUGGUCAGACAACAUGCUUGUUUUACUGCAAGUCUUGCCAUGAAAUACUCCGAUGUGAAGCUGGGUGAAAACUGUAAUCAGGAAAUAGAAGAAUGGUCAGUGGAAAAACAUACAGAACAGACCUCUACUGAUGCUUAUGGUGUCAUCAACUUUCAAGGUGGCUCUCAUUCUUACAGGGCUAAGUAUGUGCGAUUGUCAUAUGACACUAAGCCUGAAGCUAUUCUGCAACUUAUGCUUAAAGAAUGGCAGAUGGAGUUGCCGAAGCUUGUUAUAUCUGUACAUGGGGGCAUGCAGAAAUUUGAACUUCACCCACGCAUCAAACAGUUGCUUGGCAAAGGUCUUAUUAAAGCUGCAGUAACAACAGGAGCCUGGAUUAUAACUGGAGGAGUGAACACAGGUGUUGCAAAACAUGUUGGUGAUGCUUUAAGAGAACAUGCUUCCAGAUCAUCUCGAAAGAUUUGCACUAUUGGGAUUGCUCCAUGGGGAGUGAUUGAAAACAGAAAUGACCUUGUUGGAAGAGAUGUGGUUGCUCCAUAUCAAACCUUGUUAAACCCAUUAAGUAAACUAAAUGUUCUAAAUAACCUCCAUUCCCAUUUCAUUCUGGUGGAUGAUGGAACAGUUGGAAAGUAUGGAGCAGAAGUUAAACUUCGGAGAGAACUGGAAAAAACUAUUAAUUUGCAAAGGAUUCAUGCAAGAAUUGGCCAAGGUGUGCCUGUGGUGGCACUUGUAUUUGAAGGUGGCCCCAACGUCAUACUCACGGUUUUAGACUUCCUUCAAGAAAGUCCUCCUGUGCCGGUGGUAGUAUGUGAAGGAACUGGUAGAGCUGCAGACAUACUGGCAUAUGUUCACAAGCAAACGGAGGAGGGAGGGUAA
This is a messenger RNA of Antrostomus carolinensis (chuck-will's-widow), 1002 nucleotides long. Its product is annotated as transient receptor potential cation channel subfamily M member 7-like. The record is from RefSeq and is a predicted model, not a curated record. The transcript has 7 exons. Lineage: Eukaryota; Metazoa; Chordata; Aves; Caprimulgiformes; Caprimulgidae. Gene Ontology annotation, cellular component: plasma membrane. Bases 169 to 1002 code for a protein of 277 amino acids. Gene Ontology annotation, biological process: calcium ion transport; monoatomic cation homeostasis; monoatomic cation transmembrane transport. Gene Ontology annotation, molecular function: calcium channel activity.